UAUAGUUUUAUAACUUGGGGGAUGGGGACAAAAAGGAGGGAGAAGUCUAAAAAACAAAUGGGGUGGGGCCACAGGGAUUGUCAGAAGUGGAUGCUUGGCUGUCCAUACAGAAUUCAACAAGUACUUGGGGACCGAGACUAGAAGUCAGGAUGGGGAAUAAGUAGCUGAGGAGGAGAGGGAGCUGAUGUGGAGGACAGCAAGGGCAACUUCAGGGAACAAGAGGGAAGCUGCAAGGCACCAGCUCCAUUAAUUGAGGAAACAUUCCUUGUCUGUAUGCCAUGCCAGGGUCCUUGUUCUAUGGUCCUCUCAGUGGGGUAGCUAGAAACUUGCCCAACUGCGACAGGAACAGAGGCCAAAGCAAAGAGUUCCGGCCUGCUGCCAAAUCUGGGACAAACUGUAUGGAGGCGCAGCAUGGGUAGCCAGAACCCGAGUUAAAACCUAGGUCCCACCCUGGCUGGUCUGACUUCACGGCUUCUAGGGGGUUGGUUGUGCGAAGCUGUUGAGGGCUGAAGGCGCUAACCAUCAAAGAUGGAGGUAGGGUGGCAGAGGAUGGGGCGGGAGGGUAGGGAGUGAGUACAGCAAAGGCGGCCUCAACUGGGUAAGAAAACUCCAGACUUGUGGGAAAGGCCUGAGCUCGCAUUGGACGCUCUGGGGUGCCACAGUCGGACUGGGUAUCCGGGAGACCUCCGCCUCUCCGCGCGGAUGAAGAGGCUGCAGACGCCGAGGAAGAGCUCGAGUGCGUGGGGCACUGAUGGGGACCCGGGUGGGCACACCGCGGACGGCAUGGGUACGCUUCUUUCCUGACAUGGUCUCCAAGAUUACCAAAGCUUCCAAACGUUUCCAGGGAAUGCCUCUCCCCCACUAGCCCCCUCCUCGACCUCCUCCAGGAACACCCCAGCUCAGGGCUCCCCACUCCUCUUCCUCCGAAUUGAAGCUCUGUGGGGUUUGCAGUCCGGGCGAGUACAUGGCGGCCAGGGCUGUUCUCCAGGAGUUUCUGCGCAAAAAGGAGUUUCCUAGGAGUGACAGGGGAGUGGCAUGGGCUCAAGGGAGAGUAGAAACGCUCCCGGGGGCUUUGCAGGGGCCGAGCAGCUGCGGGAAUUGGGGAACAGUCCGACUUGGUCUCCCUGGAAGGCCCUGCCGUUGGGGCUGGGCAGCAGCUCGGCGUCGAAAAAGCCGGGUUUGAAGAUUAAUGGGCCAGAGGCCGGAGAUUCUGAGAACCAAGUCACGGGACUUGAGGACCUUGGUGACUCACGCCUUGAGGCCAAGCAGCGCGGAAGGCGCUCUGGCCGGAUCUGGGGUGGGGCCCCGCCGAGCCUUGGUCUAGUCUGUCAGCAGCGGCAGCUGCACUGCGUCUCCCAAGGUAGCUGAAGCUGGCCAGCUGCAGGCUCCGCGCCGCUCGUCCCCGGCCCAUGGGUCCAUUCCCCACUCCCACCCGGACCCCGGGGUCACUCGGGUCUCCGUCUGUGCUAGGGAGGGAGAAUCACGCCCAGGGUCCUCUCUGGCUUCGAGCGACUGAGAACGCGCCCGGACGCGGCGCGGCGCUCCGGAGUCAAAGGAGAGGCGGCGGCAGGACCACCCCAGGGCGCUGCACCCCCGGACGCUCUCGGCCGUGCUGCGCUUCCGGGACAAGGCGUCUGUUCUCCCCUGGGGGCCAAACCUUGCCUCUGCCCACCUUCCUCAACCCCGCCAUUUCCAAGACUCACGCGCAGAGGCGACAGCACCAGGAUUUGCUCCAGCCUUUGGCACAGAGGAGCACGGGUCCCUCUGUCAGCCUGGCCAAUCAUUCCCAAGGCUUGAUGGGAAAAAGGACUUCCCUAGAAGUGAUUAUUGCGGAGUUGGGUGGAGAAAAAUGUCGGGGAGGGCGUCGGAGUUUCCCACCGCUGGCUGCUUCCCCACCCGCACACCCGGGAGGGUGGCGGUGGGCGCGCAGAGAUCUUUGCAAAACAACGUCCAGGGCGCAAAACAACUCACAGGCCUGCCGCGCCCCAAGGCGGGCAGCCGCGGAUGCGCUGGGCCCUGGCCCUGCCGGCCGCAAACGGCGCAAGUCACGCACGGCGUUCACCGCGCAACAGGUGCUGGAGCUGGAGCGGCGCUUCGUCUUCCAGAAGUACCUGGCUCCGUCCGAGCGAGACGGGCUAGCUACACGACUAGGCCUGGCCAACGCGCAAGUGGUCACUUGGUUCCAGAACCGACGAGCCAAGCUCAAGCGCGACGUGGAGGAGAUGCGCGCCGACGUCGCCUCGCUACGCGCGCUGUCCCCCGAGGUCCUGUGCAGCUUAGCACUGCCCGACGGCGCUCCACAUCCUAGCCUCUGCCUCGGAGCCGCCGGCCCUGACUCCCGGCCCCAACUGUCAGACGAAGAGAUACAGGUGGACGAUUGAAGACAAAGCUGCCGCCAACCCUGGGUUCUGGGGUCCGGGACUCUACACCUCAUGCUCUGCCUCCUGCCCGAGUUCCAGGGUGGAGGAAGAAGGUCCACUUGGGCCUCUUCCGGCCCACAGUCCAGACGCUCACCUUUUCCCGGGUUUUUUUUGUAAGUUUGUUUUGUUGUUUGAGACAGGGCCUCGCUCUGUCGCCCAGGCUGGAGUGCCGUGGAGCAAUCACCACUCACUGCAGCCUCGACCUCCUUGGCUCAAGCGAUCCUCCUGCUUCAACCUCCUGACUAGCUGGGAUUACAGGCGUGCAGCCCCACCUCAAGCUAAUUUUCAAAACUUUUUUUUAGAGAGUAGGUCCCGCUAUGUUGUCCAGGCUACCUUUCCCAAUAUUUUAGAAUAAAGUCGAGACUCUGCCGCA
Messenger RNA from Rhinopithecus roxellana (golden snub-nosed monkey), 2793 nucleotides. It is a transcript of the gene LBX2, whose product is annotated as ladybird homeobox 2. Lineage: Eukaryota; Metazoa; Chordata; Mammalia; Primates; Cercopithecidae. The transcript is spliced from 2 exons. Gene Ontology annotation, molecular function: DNA binding. The record is from RefSeq and is a predicted model, not a curated record. Bases 1410 to 2381 code for a protein of 323 amino acids.